AAAAGGGUGAUUUCAUUUUAUAUUCUUAUUCUCAAUCCAAUUCUGUUUGACAAUUUUGGCUGUGGAUUUAAGGAGGAAUAGGAAAUUCAAAUCACUUCGAUUCAACCCAAUUUCAGUUUAAAGAGAGAAUUAAAGUGUAUUUGCUUGAUGAGAUGGAUAGAUUAAGCUACGGCGGUGGCGGUACUGGUGCUGGUGCUGGUGGAGUGAAAUACGGGUACGAAAAUGGGGUGGUGAUGACGAGAGACCCGAAGCCUAGGCUGAGAUGGACGGCUGAUCUUCACGACCGGUUCGUCGAUGCAGUAACUAAACUAGGUGGUCCUGACAAAGCAACUCCAAAGUCUGUCCUAAGGGUAAUGGGCUUGAAGGGCUUGACACUGUACCAUUUGAAGAGCCAUUUACAGAAAUACAGAUUAGGACAGCAGGCACGGAAGCGAAAUGCAGCAGACCAAAACAAAGAGAAUGGUGAGAGUUCGUAUGUACAGUUUAGCAAUCAUUCAUCAGGGACUAUCACCAAUUCGCCAAGAGCUGACAAUGAGCAAAGACAAAUCCAAAUGGCAGAGGUACUGAAGACUCAGCUGGAAGUACAAAAGACAUUGCAAGAGCAACUUGAGGUACAGAAGAAAUUGCAGAUGAGGAUAGAGGCUCAAGGGAAGUACUUGCAAGCAAUAUUAGCGAAAGCCCAAAAGGGUAUCUCAUUUGAUAUCAUCAACUGUGAGGGGAAUAUUGUAGCAGAAACAAGAGCACAAAUAACAGACUUCAACUUGGCUCUAUGACUCUGUCCUAUCUCCUGCAGAAUGUAAAUGAAGCAGACAAAAAAAUCAAACAUAAUGCAGAUGAAUGACGUUUACAAUAAGGCCAACUGUUCUGCUUUCCAAAUUUAUGGAGUGAGAGAAAGAGAAGAAACAAAGAUGUUAAGAUUAAAGGUGAUGGAGAUUCCAUAAAUUGGAUUAAGUUUUGUUCAAUGUUGUGAGAUCAUCUAUUGCUUUAACCGUGUAGAUUGCAACAUCGAUUGUAUUCGUACAUAAGAGCCACUGCAGGAUCAUCAACUAAUCAAUUAGAAAUAAUUGUCUCAACAUCGAUGGAUCAAUCCAUUGGAACUUAUAAAUUAAUUUUGUAUUAUAUGUUUAAUUAGAGGAAUAAUUAAUUGAUGUUUAUUAGUAUCUUGGUUGUACCUUUAACAUUUCCGUUCCCUUAGAGAUGGAUAAACUGUCUUUAGGAGGAGUGAGUCUUUCAAGCUGUGAAAGGUCGCCGACAACAAAGCAUUUGGCAACCACAUAGGUGAAGGGGAUGUUCUCAUCCUCUAUUCCCUUUUUUACAGCCAUUUUUAAAAAAAAUCAAAUGUUACUCUUCCUGGUUCAAGUUCAUGUCCCUGUAUCCAUACCAAACUCUGAACGCAAGAAACACUGCAAUGCCAAUGCAAAUGUUUGUUUCUUCACAUUAAUC
Molecule: messenger RNA, 1443 nt
Organism: Durio zibethinus
Lineage: Eukaryota; Viridiplantae; Streptophyta; Magnoliopsida; Malvales; Malvaceae
Product: myb family transcription factor PHL11-like
Molecular function (GO): DNA-binding transcription factor activity; DNA binding
Source: RefSeq, a predicted model, not a curated record